Linum tenue is the source of this 303-nucleotide messenger RNA. The record is from the annotation of a GenBank genome assembly. NCBI's taxonomy places the organism in Eukaryota, Viridiplantae, Streptophyta, Magnoliopsida, Malpighiales, Linaceae.
AUGGCUAUCGGCUUACCUGGUAAUCUUGCUAAGCAAAAUCUUCGACGAUCAGGAUCAGGCUCGAACAAAUCAACUUCAAGGUUUCAAAAUGUGCCUAAAGGAUUCCUAGCGGUGUAUGUUGGUGCAGAGUCCCAGAAGAAGCGAUUUGUAGUUCCUGUGUCCUACUUAAGUCAGCCUUCAUUUCAAGAUUUGCUGAGCAUGGCUGAAGAGGAGUUUGGCUUUGAUCAUCCAAUGGGUGGCUUGACAAUCCCCUGCAGUGAAGAGACAUUUACUCAUAUCGCAUCUUGCUUGAGCAGAUCAUAA